Messenger RNA from Malaclemys terrapin pileata, 1099 nucleotides. Its product is annotated as cytoskeleton-associated protein 2-like. Gene Ontology annotation, cellular component: microtubule cytoskeleton. The transcript has 5 exons. The record is from RefSeq and is a predicted model, not a curated record. Gene Ontology annotation, biological process: negative regulation of microtubule depolymerization. Bases 24 to 710 code for a protein of 228 amino acids. Lineage: Eukaryota; Metazoa; Chordata; Testudines; Emydidae.
CUACCCUGAAAACAGGCCGUGCCAUGGACCACACCCAGCUCAGGGGCAGCAGGAUCCUGCUGCCUCCAACCAAGCCAGCUCUUGGUAGAGUGAGACCCAUCCCCUCGCCCAGGGCAGUGAUGCCGUUUGAGCCUCCCCGUCCUGCUGCCUGGGAGCCCAAACCCACCAGCAGGCACAAGCUUGCUGUGGUCAAACCAGCUGUCAAUGCCAGGAGGGCUCAGCUGGCAGAAUGGCAAGCUGCCAAGGGAAAGGUGCUGAAGAGACCCCCAUGUGUAAUGAUCCCUGCUCCGCCCAAGAGAUGCUUGUCCAAGGAGCCCCCUGUCCUGUCCUCCUGGACCACCAUAACGGAUGAAGAGGAGACGAGAUCUGAGCCAGACCAAGCCAGCCUGGCAGUUCUGGAGCAGCCCAGCCAAGCUGGCGGGGGCGCCCGCAGGGAGGAGGCGGUAGUUCCAUGGGACCCAGCGACUCAGGGGCCCCAGGACUCAGUGGAGUACUGGGUCCAUCUCCAACAGCCUGCAGGGGCUGCUGGGCACACCAGCCCUGCCGGCAAGGGGCCUCAGCAUCUAGCAGAUGAGCAGUGUGGAUCAGUGAAGGCUGUGGACAAUGGCAAGAGACUCCUGUAUGCAUCUACGCUGCAGAUCAGUGUGUGGAAGAGACUACCCAAGCUGCCACGCUCUGCCCCUCACCACUCUUCUCUGGCUGCAGAGUGAACCCAUUGUGCCACUGGCCUAUAUCCCUUGCUCAAUCUGCCCUGGCUGAUCUCUCCUUCCCAAAUUCUUCUCAGAAGAGAUCUCCAUCCUGUCUGCAUUUGGAAGCUCCCAGGACUGUCUCUUUAGCCUCCCAGUCAUGCACAGCCCCCUCAAAGCCGCACAUGGCAUGGGGUAUUUCCUGUCCUAGCUGUUGAGGACCCUUGUAGGGAAUCCAAAACAUUGGAACCCUAAAGAGAUGUUUCAUGACAGGGAGGGGACUGAACUAGGAGAAGCUGUAACCCCCUAAAAGGGCUGCAGAUCUAAAUGUCUAUCAUUUUUUACGGUUGGAUCAGAAUUCCAGGAUUGCUCCCUUCUAGCUUUUAUAUCUAUUGUCUGUCACCAAGCUGUUU